This is a messenger RNA of Nerophis lumbriciformis (worm pipefish), 3765 nucleotides long. RefSeq names its product sodium- and chloride-dependent GABA transporter 2-like. Gene Ontology annotation, molecular function: gamma-aminobutyric acid:sodium:chloride symporter activity. Gene Ontology annotation, cellular component: plasma membrane; cell projection. The record is from RefSeq and is a predicted model, not a curated record. Lineage: Eukaryota; Metazoa; Chordata; Actinopteri; Syngnathiformes; Syngnathidae. Gene Ontology annotation, biological process: nitrogen compound transport; amino acid transport; sodium ion transmembrane transport.
AGCAGCAUGGCAGACUCUUUGGGCAGGCUGUGCUACGUCCCUGCAAAGACUUCUCCUCAAAGGGUCAGAGAGCGCGGAAAGUGGGCCAGCAAGACGGAGUUCAUCCUGUCAGUGGCAGGUGCCAUCAUUGGACUUGGCAACAUUUGGAGGUUUCCAUAUUUGUGCUACAAGAACGGCGGUGGAGCGUUCCUCAUUCCUUACAUCCUGUUCCUUGGAACCUGCGGUAUUCCUUUAUUUAUUCUGGAGACAGCUCUGGGCCAGUACACCAGUCAAGGGGGAAUCAUGUGCUGGAGGAAGAUCUGCCCCUUGUUCGAAGGCAUCGGAUACGCCAGUCAGCUGAUCAUUUUCUAUGGAUGUAUCAGCUACAUUGUCAUUUUAGCCUGGGCCUUUCUCUACUUUUUCUCUUCUUUCUCUGGAGAGUUGCCAUGGGCAACUUGUGAUAACACAUGGAACACAGACGCUUGCGUGGUAUUGAGCAACUAUACCUCCAACUGGACGUCCUCUAUGAACAUAUCGUCGUCUGUUGUAGAGUUUUGGCGACGACGGGUGCUAAAUAUAUCCCCUGGCAUCGAGGUUUUAGGAAACAUCCAAUGGGAGCUGUCUCUGUGCCUUCUCCUUGCUUGGAUCAUCUGCUACUUUUGCAUCUGGAAGGGAGUGCGAUCCACCGGGAAGGCCACUUACGUCACAGCGACUUUCCCCUUCGCCAUGUUGGUGGUGUUGUUUAUCAGAGGAAUGACGCUUCCUGGAGCCAUGCUUGGCAUCAAGUACUACCUGUACCCCAAUCCUGCACGCCUGGCUGACCCGCAGGUGUGGAUGGAUGCUGGUACCCAAAUAUUCUACUCCUAUGCUUUAUGUUUGGGAUGUCUGACAACGCUUGGGAGCUACAAUAAGUACAACAACAACUGCUACAGGGACUCCUACUUGCUUUGCUUGCUCAACAGUGGGACCAGCUUCUUAGGUGGAUUUGCCAUUUUCUCUGUUUUGGGAUACAUGUCCCAAAAACAGGGUGUGGACAUCGCCUCAGUAGCCGAGUCUGGUCCAGGUCUUGUCUUCAUCGUUUACCCCCAAGCUGUAAGCCUCCUGCCAUGGCCCCAGUUCUGGUCUGUGUGCUUCUUCACCAUGAUCAUCAUGUUGGGAAUCGAUGGCCAGUUUGCUGGCCUUGAAAGCAUCAUGACCUCCUUGACGGAUAUCUACCCAUCCCAUAUCCAAAGAGGAUACCGCAGAGAGUUUAUUUUAUUGCUCAUCUGUGUCUUUUGUUAUCUGUUUGGCCUCUUCUUGGUGUCGCAGGCUGGCUCAUACAUUCUGCAGAUUUUUGACCAUUAUGUCUGCAGUGGUCCCGCACUUCUUUUGAUGGCAAUCUUCCAGUCAGUGGUUAUUGGAUGGAUUUAUGGUGCUGAACGCUUCACUGACAACAUCGAGGACAUGAUAGGCUACAAACCUCUACCUCUGAUCAAGUACAGCUGGCUCUAUGCUACCCCUCUCAUAUGCAGUGGUACGCUUGUGUUCGUGCUGCUGAAAUACACCCCACUCAUGUUCAACAACUCCUACGUGUACCCGUGGUGGGCCUAUUGGAUCGGUUGGUUUCUGGCCUUGUCUUCACUCUGUUUGAUUCCAAUCACCAUGAUCUGCAAACUAGCCAAUGGAAAGGGUACUAUCUGGCAGCGCAUCAAGACCAGCUGCCAGUGUGCGGACGACCUGCCCAUGAUGGCGAAAGAGAUGGCAAACCUUCGCAUCGCACUGAAUGUUCACGAUGAUGGCAAAAACAGUAAUAUUCGAUAAAGUAGCAAUCAUUAUUUAAUGUCAUUUUCAAAACAUAGUUUAUGUACGUUUGAUAGAUGAUACUUUAUGCUAGUAUCACAUUAACUAAUAUACAGUAUAUGAGUAUCUGCUAGCAAUUUCUAUGCAGUUUUUUUUUAUAUCGUUGACCCACAAGUCAGAAAGUCAUGGCAAAGUGAAACUAUGAGAUAUAACUUUUUAUACUAUGCAUUAGGGGUGUACCCAUGCAACUUGUUUACUUUAGAUACAACACCGAUAUUGCAGCAUUGACUAUUGGACGAUACCGAUAUCAAGCUGAUAUGAUAUCAACACAAUUAAUACAUUCUUUUUACUUAUUUUGUAGUUUAGAACGUUAGAAAGUAUUGUUUUGAUCACGUGCUCUGCAUUCUGGAUAGAAUACUUGAGCGGCGUCUGGAAUGGACUCUAUACCGUUUAGAUGUUAUAUGUUCUUUUUUUACACUUUUGAGUCUCAUUUGCAAGUAUGCAUUCAUUUUGGUUUCUCCUAGGUGUGUUGGCGGAGCCAGGAAGUAGUCCUUGCCAUUAAGUUGAAUGUGCCAGUCCUGUAUUUUGUUGAGCCCGACAAAGUGUUUAUACCCUAAGUAUUUUACUUACCGUAUUACUUUGUUGAUUGUAACCUACAUCUUAGAUGUGGUUUGGAUUGACAAGUUUUGAGGUGUGGAAAAUCGCUAAGUAAAAUCAAUAUUGCCAAUUAUUAGCAUGUAUAUGGCAUAUACAAUGUAAAUUAGCAUCGAGCUACCCCAUUUGUUUUAAUUUAUUUAUUUUAUGUUGGAAUAUUGCAGAGAAGUUAUUUUGAAUCUCAUAUAAAUUAUAUAGGCAUACUUUAAUUCUGUACGUUCAAGUCAUCAGUAUUUUGAAGUAAAAAGUCUAACUCUAAGCUAGCCAGAAAAGAUGUCCGUGGGAGCAAAAUAGACUGCUUGUAUCGGACAUUUUAAAUGCAGGUCGAUUGAUUCCGAUACCUGUUUUUUGCUGAUACAAGAACGAUAUCAGUUUCGGAUCAGGACACCCCAACAAUGCGUGGUAAUAUAACUGUAUCGCUUAUUUCACCAUCUACUUUUUUCCUAACGCAUACUUUGUAUUCCAUCUGUAUUUCAUUACUUUGCCACAUUAUUUGCUCAAAAUUGCCCCGCCAUCUCAGAAUAUGCUGUUACCUCAAACAUUGGCUACUCAACUGCAGAGAGCACCUGGCAUCUAUUAGGGGUAGUUCUUUCUUUGUACAAGUGCCUUAUUUUUAUAAUAAUGUACAAUCAUAGUUGUCAUUGUUUUUUCCACAAAUAGUGAUACUUCUUAAAAUUUACUUUGAAGUAAAUUAUGCAUUAUAAUAAUACAUUCAAUAUAAUAUAUAUCGUAUUGAUACUAAUAUAAGAUGACACUGAAUAUGAGAUGACCUGUCUUUUUUGAGACUAAAAAACAUUUUUAAGAUUUUGUUUUGUAGCAAUAAUGUUGGCCCUGCGAUGAGGUGGCGACUUGUCCAGGGUGUACUUGGUGUACUUAAAAGACUUUUUUAAGUCUUUUAAAGGGGAACAUUAUCACCAGACCUAUGUAAGCGUCAAUAUAUACCUUGAUGUUGCAGGAAAAAAAACAUAUAUAUUUUUAACCGAUUUCCGAACUCUAAAUGGGUGAAUUUUGGCGAAUUAAACGCCUUUCUAAUAUUCGCUCUCGGAGCGAUGACGUCACAACGUGACAUCGGGAAGCAAUCCGCCAUUUUCUCAAACACCGAGUCAAAUCAGCUCUGUUAUUUUCCGUUUUUUCGACUGUUUUCCGUACCUUGGAGACAUCAUGCCUCGUCGGUGUGUUGUCGGAGGGUGUAACAACACGAACAGGGACGGAUUCAAGUUGCACCAGUGGCCCAAAGAUGCGAAAGUGGCAAGAAAUUGGACGUUUGUUCCGCACACUUUACGAAGAAAGCUAUGCUACGACAGAGAUGGCAAGAAUGUGUGGAUAUCCUGCGACACUCAAAGCAGAUGCAUU